UAAGAUGAUGCUUGUGUCGCAUUAUUCGAUCAAUCGGUCUGUCUCCUCAUCCCGGAGUUUUGAACCUUCGUUUUUGAGUUUUUAGAAUAACCUAUCCCUCGCAUUAUAAUGAUGUUUUUCACAUUCACGUCGACCUCAUCAUCUGAGACGAUGGAGCAACGCGAAAUUUCAUUUUGUGUUGCUUCCCCCCGCUAUCUCCCAACUUUAAAAAUAUGCAUAAGUUAAAAUUUUCACAAAGGGACAAAGUGAAAAAAUUUAUAACAUUUACACAAACUGGAGAGCAAACUGCGAUAUAUUGUUUAGCCCAAAAUGAUUGGAAAUUGGAUCUCGCUAGUGAUAAUUACUUCCAAAAUCCAGAAGCUUAUUAUAAAGAACCGAAAAAUUCUGUUGACAAAAAGAAAUUGGAAAUAUUGUAUAGCAAAUACCAAGAUCCAAGUGAACCUAAUAAAAUUACCGCGGAUGGUAUCAUGAAAUUUCUUGAUGACUUGAAUCUAAGUCCUGAGAGUAAAUUAGUUCUAAUCAUUGCGUGGAAAUUUCGUGCUGAAACACAAUGUGAAUUUACUAAAGAAGAAUUUAUGAAUGGAAUGGUGGACUUAGGUGUGGAUAGUAUAGAUAAGCUAAAAGCGCGAUUAGGUAGUUUAGAAAAUGAUUUAAGGGAUCCUCUAAAAUUCAAGGAUUUUUAUCAUUUUACAUUUAAUUAUGCAAAAAAUGCGGGACAGAAAGGCUUAGAUUUGGAUAUGGCAAUUGCGUAUUGGAACAUUGUAUUAGACGAUAAAUUUAAAUUUCUUCAAUUAUGGUGUCAAUUCUUACAGGAACAUCAUAAAAGAUCAAUUCCAAAAGACACAUGGAACUUAUUAUUAGACUUUGCACUUAUGAUCAAUUCGGAUAUGAGUAAUUAUGAUGAAGAAGGUGCUUGGCCUGUGUUAAUCGACGAUUUUGUAGAAUGGGCACAACCUCGAGUUCGUCAAUCUCUCUAA
Messenger RNA from Atta colombica, 977 nucleotides. RefSeq names its product DCN1-like protein 1 (gene SCCRO). Bases 213 to 977 code for a protein of 254 amino acids. NCBI's taxonomy places the organism in Eukaryota, Metazoa, Arthropoda, Insecta, Hymenoptera, Formicidae. Gene Ontology annotation, biological process: protein neddylation; positive regulation of ubiquitin-protein transferase activity. The transcript has 5 exons. Gene Ontology annotation, molecular function: cullin family protein binding; ubiquitin conjugating enzyme binding; ubiquitin-like protein binding. Gene Ontology annotation, cellular component: ubiquitin ligase complex. The record is from RefSeq and is a predicted model, not a curated record.